Molecule: messenger RNA, 1308 nt
Organism: Leptopilina boulardi
Lineage: Eukaryota; Metazoa; Arthropoda; Insecta; Hymenoptera; Figitidae
Gene: cib
Product: thymosin beta
Exons: 5
Coding region: 220-615 (131 amino acids)
Biological process (GO): actin filament organization
Cellular component (GO): cytosol
Molecular function (GO): actin monomer binding
Source: RefSeq, a predicted model, not a curated record
GAAUCCAGCGGGGCCAAAAGGAAGGGACAAGAGAGAAACCGUUCAGAUUACAAGCUGCGAAUAUAACGCUGCCUUACUGCAUUCAACGUCAAAUAUAUAUUUCAGUAUAUUUUCUUCCUUACCCCUGAACGUAUCGAGUGUUUUAGUUACACGGUCUUUGUGUGUGGAAUAUCCAGUUUCUCAGUUACAAUUUUGACAGAUCCUUCAACUACCGGCAUCAUGUCGAAUCCUGUUAGUCCAUCCUUGAAAAAUCUACCCAAAGUAGCGGUUAAUCUGAAGACUCAAUUAGAAGGCUUCGAUCACACAUGUAUGAAAAAAGCAUCCACGACAGAAAAAAAUGUUCUGCCUUCUGCAAAGGAUGUGGCCGUGGAGAAAAAUCAACAAAUCUUAAUCGCUGGAAUUGAAACGUUUGACCCCACUAAGUUGAAGCAUACGACGACUCAAGAGAAAAAUCCACUUCCCGAUAAGGAAGUAAUCCAACAAGAAAAAGGAAAGCAGGAGCUCAUCUCUGGAAUUGAAAAUUUCAAUCCUGCAAAACUAAAGCAUGCAGUGACCCAAGAAAAAAAUGUCCUCCCAACCAAAGAAGCAAUUGCUGCUGAAAAAGUUUCUGCAUAAAGUGAAAUUUGGUACUACAAAAACAACCAUCAGAGGAGAGACUUGUGAUUUCGCUACUUUUAUAUAUCGUAUUAUAUAAUAUUUUAUAUUAAUUACCGACGAUAUAAAAUAGGCGAGCAUCCUAACGUUAAUAUUAAUCUUAUGAAUUACAAUUUAAAAACUAGCAUCUUAUGCUUUAUUUCGCGCGAAUCAUAAUUAUAUAAUAAUAAUAAUAAUUGCAAGUCGAAGUCCUACAAUUCGACGAAUCCUAAGCAAAAAAAAAAAAAAAAUGUGUCAAUGAGAUUUCUAUAAGUUGGCAUUAAUUUUUUCCUUAAUAUGAUAAUAAGCGAGAAAAAAAGACAAUUUUAGAUUCGAUAUAGUUUAUUUUUGCAUCUUAAAUAUUGUAAUUUGUCGCGAACAUUAUUUUGUUCAUAUUUACCUAAAUGCUGAUUAAGCAAUGAAGAAAAAAAAAACCCGAAACGCAAUAUUAUUGUGCAAGUGUGCAUAUUAUUUUUCAAUGAAACAAUUUUUUAUAACAAAAAAAAAAAUAUGAAUAGCAAUAACUUAACAAAGAUGCAAAACUGUCAAAAUGUUUGUUAAAAAAAACAACAGUAUUUUAUAUAUAUAUUGGGCUAUUUGUAUACUUUUUUAACAUUCAUACAAUGAAUUUUUCAAAUACGAUUAGGAGAUACAAUAAACAAACAUUUUUACGCA